AUGGAAACUGUUGAAGUGAUUACUGACCCUGUACGAAACACAGCCACUCCUGUGAUCCUAGACGACUUUAAUUGGGCUGAUUGGCUAAAUAACGCCAGUUGUGUUCUGGUGGUCUACGUGGAGCCGUUAUUGUGCUCGAUUGGAUUCCUCCUUAACUGCGCCUGUAUUGCAGUGUUCCUCAGCGUCUCAAGUCAUGGAUAUUUCCGAAAAACAAGCCUGUUGUUUUACCUCGUCGCUCUGUCGAUCUGUAACGCUUUACAGCUCAUUUUGUCCAUUUUCGUCAUUGUUUUACCGGCGAUGGAACAGUUUAUCGGCACCGAAUUUCCACGAGAAGCGGCAAACUUGCAUCGAGUGAAUGCGAUCACGGUGCGGCUUGGUUACCCACUAAUGUUGGCCGCUAACUAUGCCGCAAUCUGGCUACUCACACUCAUUUGUGCUCAGAGGUUUCAGGCAAUUUGUCAUCCAUCGAACCCUUGGAAACUUCGGCUCACAUGUAUACGAAGGAGCAAAGGAGCAGUGACUGUUGUUGUGGGUGCAGCUUUGGGCUUGAAUGUGAUCCGGUUCUGGGAGAUGGAGUGGCAUGCUGACCACGGUGGUAUCGUUAGCUCAGGGUUA
Messenger RNA from Ostertagia ostertagi, 615 nucleotides. NCBI's taxonomy places the organism in Eukaryota, Metazoa, Nematoda, Chromadorea, Rhabditida, Trichostrongylidae. The record is from the annotation of a GenBank genome assembly.